AUGCACAGAUCGUUUACCCGCAAAUGGCUCUUGCCAGAAAAUGUUGAUCUGGAGGCGAUCCGUACUCAGCUCGAUGACAAAGGCCAUUUGUCCGUGGAAGCGCCGAAGAAUGUCGAGGGCCAGACGCAGAAGAGAACCAUCCCUAUAAUGGCUGCUCCUAAGAAGUGA
Molecule: messenger RNA, 168 nt
Organism: Ostertagia ostertagi
Lineage: Eukaryota; Metazoa; Nematoda; Chromadorea; Rhabditida; Trichostrongylidae
Source: the annotation of a GenBank genome assembly